Molecule: messenger RNA, 3284 nt
Organism: Penaeus chinensis
Lineage: Eukaryota; Metazoa; Arthropoda; Malacostraca; Decapoda; Penaeidae
Product: oplophorus-luciferin 2-monooxygenase non-catalytic subunit-like
Exons: 6
Coding region: 1374-2708 (444 amino acids)
Molecular function (GO): protein binding
Source: RefSeq, a predicted model, not a curated record
AUGAGUCAUUCAUAAACACCUUACGUAAUACAAGAACAUGACCAAAAUGAAAACAUGUGAAUCACACGACCAAACAAUCAGACCUGUAAUCAGAUUGAUCUAUAAAAAACAACAACAGUAAUAUCUGCACUCCAUUUAAUCUCCACAUACCCAUAAAAAACGAAGUUUGCCUAUGGCACCAUUGUCCAUUACAAAAAUACUCAUUUCCAUGCAUAACUUCUGGCGCCUGUGUCUUGAUCGCUGACAGAGAUUAAAUGAGCUGAUCAAAACAAUACAUAAAAAUAUGUACUAAAAAUAUACUUUCCCAUAUCACAGCACCCAAACUUGCUAUCAUGGUUUUAUCUCUGAACUGGCGACAGAGUUACUCUGUAAACACUACUGGCAGAUAAAGUGUUAUGAAGAGAGAGAGAGAGAGAGAGAGAGAGAGAGAGAGAGAGAGAUGGUAAGCCAGCCAUUACAACACUUCAUGCAAUAAGCACCACACAACACAUGUAAUAUACAAGUACUGCCUUGAAAUUCAAAGUUUCACCAUUUUUCUGUCAAGCUAUCUCUCUAUCUUCUGUGACCUAUACCAAAUACCAGUAAUUUUCCACAGGAAACUGAAAUAGUAAAAUCAAGCCUUCAGUAGUACAUUAAUUUCUCAAAGAUUGGAAGGCACUUUUCCUAGAAUUGACAAGAAAUAUCUUGUUGCAAUCUUUAUAUUUUCAACCAAUAGGAAGAACAGCUGCCUAUUUAAAUACUUUCUCAGCUUUCAUCAUGCUGCUCACUAACUGACGCAAAAUGUACCAGAUAAAAAGAAGAGAUACUCUGCCUCUCUCCUCUGCAGACGUCAUAAGUACUGUUCUGUGAAAAAGACAGGAAGAACAUGUGUACGAAUCCUAACAUUUUUUUUUUUUAAUGUAUAUAAUACACAGACACUUAUUUAUCAUUACACACACAUUUUUUUUUAAUUGAACCUAUUAUGUGGAAUUAAAUAGGUACACUCUGCUAUUAGUGCUUGCAAUUUUGGGAGCCUUUUCUGAAUUAAUGUCCCCUUCUUGGAAAAGACUUCAAAAUAAAGAAUGACUAGAUUUUGAAGACAAAUAUUCUGACAUUUCUAAAAAUGCAGCCACUGUGAUAACUAUCUACUUAGUAAGUUCUGAUUAGAUUAUCCCAAUGAAUGAUAUUUGGUUACUGGGUUAUAAGGUAAAGGUGGCCUUAUCAUCCACUAACGUAUAACCAUGACAUCAGCUAUAUUAUCAGGUGUAUAAAUACACUCUCUCCUCUGGGUUUAUGCAUUCUUAGUUUCAAUUCCACGUUGGAGCUUUCAGUUCCAUUUUCCUCAGGCCAUUUCAUUUGGUAUUGCUAGUAGUACCACUGAAUUCAUUAAAGGUAUGGAUACAAAAACCUUACUGUACAUUCUGGUGACCAUUUCUGCAUGUGGGGGAUUGACGAUUCCUGAAAGAACAACGCGGGAGGAGGCAAAGCACUCUGGGAUCCUCCCCCCUCUGCCAUCCCCAAUCUGGAAGAGUUAUGCUCAGAACAAAGUUGAAUUCUUCCAACAGCAUCUAAAGAGUGACACCAAAGACUGGCCUUCGUUGAGUGUUUCAUCUUCAAAAGGGAUCAGUGUUCAUCCUCAAAGUAAACUCCUUACAGAAACACCUAAGGAGAAGGGUAGCCUAGCUGUUAGGCCUCACGAUGUCUUUUCCAACUGGGUAUCAAGGAAAGUGCCUGAUAAAGUAUCACAUGUCAGGAAAGUCACUGGCAAAUCAGACAAUCUUUCUGAGACAGCCCCCGAGUCCCUGAGGAAUCUUCUGAAUAAGCUGAACCAAAAGCUCCCUCUCAAUCCAAAACAAGACUCCCAAGACUGUUCCAACGUGUGUCCCCCAAGUGAGGAGUUCUGGCCCUGCCAGUGUGACCCGUGCUCCAAGGUCAUCAACUGCUCUGCUGUUACGAAUCUGAACCAACUACAGGAGCUCUUUCACACAGUCUCCUUUCCGAUACAAAAUUACACCAAAUUCCUGAUGAUACAAUAUGAGUUCCCUUCAGUGAAAAACCAGACCUUACUCACAGACAACCUCUUUGGUGGAGUUUCUUUCAUCAAUAUUGCAAUUGAGAAUACCCUUGUUGAGAGUAUAGCAGCCAAUGCCUUUGCUGGAAGUGAGGGGACACUCGAGGAAAUCUCCUUGCAGUAUAACAUUCAUCUUCGACACUUCCCCUUUGAAGAGAUGGUUCACUUCACAAGUCUCAAGACCUUGAGAAUCGCGGGCAGCAGCCUCUCAAGCAUCCCUGUUCUCAGCCGUGUCCCUCAGCUACAGAAUCUUUACCUCAACGAGAACAAAAUUACAAACAUUUCUCCAAUGGCCUUUGCAGAUCUACCAACUUUGGAAGUGCUUGACAUUGGACUGAACCAACUUGAGACAAUCAAUGCACAUACAUUUUACUUAUCUGCCAAGACUGUCCUGGUCUUUCUCGACCACAACAGCAUAAACUCCAUUGAAGAAAAGGCAUUUAGCAAGGAACAGCCAACAAUCUUGGACAUUUCCUAUAAUCACCUACCUGUUCUUGAGGAGACUAUAUUUACGCCAAUCCUUGACACUGUCAUGAGCAGCGAUUUCGAUGGCUACAUUAAUGCUGAAGAGAACCCUCUACAUUGCAAUGACAUUCUCUGGCUCCAGCAGUAUCCAACCUAUUACUUGUACCUUUUCCUGUCUGAGCCUGGUUGCUGAUCCUUUUUGUGGCCGUUGAUAAGAGUAUUUGAACUGUAUAUAUGUAUGUCACACAGGCACACGCACACACACAGGCACACAGGCACACACGCACACACACACACACAGGCGCACACACACACACACACACACACACACACACACACACACACACACACACAUUGUAUAUAUACACAUUAUACAUACUGGUAACCUGUAACUGUUUACCUGUCUAAAGGGGGCAAAUUUACACAUUUAUUUAUUUAUUUAUUUCCUACUUGUAUUGUGUCCCUAUGCCCCUCUUUUUCUACUGUGUUGGCACCAAUUCUGCCAUAUAAUAACUUAUAAUACAAAAUAUAGAUCAAAAGUGUUUUUAAUUGUGGAAAAAUCAAUUCACUUCAAACUUUGAAAGGAAAGAUAGAAAGAAAGAGAGUGAGGAAUGUACAUAUGAAAAAGAAAAGAAGAAGAAGAAAAAAAACCCCCACUAUUUUGGCUGAACACAUUUGUAAUAUUGUAUAUUCCAGUGACAGUGUGUGUGUGUGUGUGUGUGUGUGUGUGUGUGUGUGUGUGUGUGUGUGUGUGUGUGUGUGUGUGUGU